GAUGCGGUCUGACUCGGAUGUGCUGGGAAUACCUGUAUGACGAGCGUCUGAACAUUCGCUUAGGCGCAGGAGGAGUUCAUCCUCCGAGUCUUCGUUUCACUUUCGCACAUCCUUGUCAGCGAGCAUCUGCGAUGGCAAAAUGGUACCCGACGACGUUGCAAUUGACUCACGCUGACAAAUGGUUAUCUGUACUGCAGUAUCGGUGUCCGUUCAGGCUUGCUCCGUUUGCUGUAUACUUUGACGAUGCGGAAACGCAUCUCCUGAGAGCUGCGCUUGCAGCAACUCGAGUCACAUCCUCUACAGCAUGGCAACCGACUUUCUUCCCGUCCAUCUCAAUACUGCUCAGUCUUGGUAUAUAUAAUGCUAACACGAGGAGCCAUGGAUGUCCUCAUUCAAUCUAUAUCCUCUCAUCUACUUGCUUAGUUAUCUCCAAUGCCUGGUCUCAACUUCAACUCUCAGUCCAUUCGAGUUGUCCAGCACAAUUCUGCCGGUGACUUCUUAUCAGUCGCAUACCCCACUCUUCGCCGCCACGAGCGUUCUUCCAAUAUCAUUCUCGCACAUGCUUUGAAGAGAAUCAGCACUGAGGCUGCUUUGACUGGAUGCCAGUUCAUCACUGACUCUGAAGUCUACCCCAAUUCGCCAUCUACUUCACAAAACUACGAUGACUCAUUCUGGCUCACUGUCUGGUCUACAUCCGCUACCGGGUCCGCUCCUACGCUAGACCUCAUUUUGUCUUGCACUACCAAUACUCUCGGCGACUACCCAGUCUUCUUAUGGACACCUUACACUUCCUCUUCAAAGUCUGCUACUUGGCUUGUUCCCCGCAUAACGGCUCUCAUCCAUCAUCUUCUAACCCGCGUUCACCCCGAACGUGUCUUUUCGGUCUUUGGUUUGACUUCAUUAGUCAAGACCUUUGCAAAACACUGGUCAGAUAUCACAGGCUUUGUCGUAGAGCCAGAACCUUUCUACGCUGCUUAUUUCACGUUUUGCACUCCCGAUACAUUCCAAGAGUCUGCAUAUCAACUCUCGAAAGGGCAUGUUCUCCGUCGAGCAACGCUCGCGGACGUUGACUCCGUUGCUCAGCUCUGCAAGGAAUUCGCCGAUGACUCAAUAUACUUCCCUCUGACCAUCGAUCGGGCCAAAGUAGAAGCGUGCGAGAUGAUAUCAAAAGGACAGAUCUGGGUAUACGAGGCAUCAAAUGACAUAGCUGCCAUCUGUGCUGUUACUCGUAGCUCCGUCGAUGUCUCUGCAAUCACCAAGGUAUACACCACCCCUAAGUGGCGGAGACGGGGAUUCGCGGAACAUCUUGUCCGUUAUGUGACGCGCAGACUUUUCGAUUGUGGGAAAGAGAGCGUUGUGUUGUAUGUGGGUCACGCCAAUAGCGCACAGCGCGUCUACGAUCGAGUCGGUUUCGUAGGACUUUGUGGUAAAUCCAAGCCCGAAGGAGUUGAGGACUCACUCGAACUUGGUUUUGUUGGAUCAAAACGGGGGCACUGGUGAACGGCAUCAUUCAAAUUCAUGAACUGGACUUGGACUACAGCAAAGCUGUGCAUAAACACAUCCAAAGGACUCAUCUAGUUUUCAAUACUUUAAUCAUUCCAGACUUAUUUAUCAUAUUUACAACACUUGGAAUAAUGUUUCUUGCAUCAUAUUAGUAUACUAGUCUCCAAUUGCAGACCUAAUGUAUAUAUGAUAGUCGAUAUUAGACACUGAAAAAUUGUAAUCUGCUGCAAUUUCAUCGCCCUUACUUACCUUCCC
Molecule: messenger RNA, 1758 nt
Organism: Serpula lacrymans var. lacrymans S7.9
Lineage: Eukaryota; Fungi; Basidiomycota; Agaricomycetes; Boletales; Serpulaceae
Exons: 4
Coding region: 433-1500 (355 amino acids)
Molecular function (GO): acyltransferase activity, transferring groups other than amino-acyl groups
Source: RefSeq, a predicted model, not a curated record